GAGGCAAAGCACAGCUUGCUUCUUUGCCCUCUCCCCGUGAACGAGCAUUGUACUGAACUUCUGUCAUUGUACGUGCACGAGCUAAACUGUUUGCGUAGCGAGAUGUUGAAAAUGGCGGAGUAUAGAGACCAACGCGACAAUUAAAAUAUUAGUUAACCGUGAAUGACAAUUUCAAAACAAACGCAAGUUCUAUUUCGGAAUAACUUCAUUUAAGGAGAGACAUGGAGUAUAGUUGAACACAUCGAAUUGGUUUUGAAACUGGCUUUGAAUUAGCUAGCGUUGCUAAUCUCGCUAGUUUCAAUAGUGUGAUUUUUUAAAAUGUUUUAUUGCAGGUUUGUUUGUCAACAUUAGCUGACGUUUAGCCACCAACCGAAUUUCACCUUACCAGUGCCAAACUACAGCACCAGAUCACAUUAUCCAUAGCGUGUGGAAGAGACUUACGGAGCGUCGGAUCAGAAAAUCAAGGCAACCGAACCAACGUUAGCUGGUUGGCUAGCUCACGGCUUUAGCUGACAAAUAUUUACAUUAAAUUCGCCACCUAAUGCAUAGUAAUUGCGCAUCUAACGUGACAACUCUGAUAGCUAGAUUGCAUUGAAAUCGAAUAAAUACAGAAGAGAAUCACCAAUCAACUUAUAAGGCGCCUGAGAAACAGGUCCAGCUCGCUCGCCCCUCCCCCAGUGGGAUGGUGCUACAUGACGGGGAGGCCAUGGCGCCGUAGCCCCCUUUCCUGGAUCCUGCCAGCCAGAAGCCCGCCAUACCACCACCCCUCUCAGAGCAGAGGACCACCGCCACAGCAGCCCCCACAUGAGUCACCCUCUGGAGCCCUAGAUCAAGUGUGCUGAAGCUCAGAAUGAGUGCUGUAGGGGAAAGGGCCCUGGACCCUGCCACGUCAGAGCCUCGUAAGAGGAAGGGCUCGCUAUGCGACAUCUCAGGCCAGAGUGUGGAGAAGCGGCGGCGGGAGCUGGAGUGUCGUUACAUAGACGAGCUGGCCGAGCUCCUGUCUGCCAACAUGGGCGACAUCGCCAGCCUCAAUGUGCAGCCAGACAAGUGCCACAUCCUCAAGAGCACCGUGGACCAGAUCCAGCAGAUCAAACGCCGCGAGCAGGAGAAAGCGUCUCUAAUAUCACCAGAGGACAAGGUGCAGAGGAGCGACAUUUCGUCCAGUAGUCAGGGCAUGGUGGAGAAAGAGGCUCUGGGGCCGCUGCUGCUCGAGGCCCUGGACGGCUUCUUCUUUGUGGUCAACCGUGAGGGCCGGAUCGUGUUUGUGUCAGAGAAUGUGACGGGUUACCUAGGUUACGCCCAGGAAGAGCUGAUGACCUCCAGCGUGUACAGCAUCCUCCACGUGGGAGACCACAAUGAGUUCAUCCGCAACUUGCUGCCCAAGAGCCUCGUCAACGGGGUGCCGUGGCCCCAGGAGCAGGGCCGGAGGAACAGUCACACGUUUAACUGCCGGAUGCUGAAGAGGCCCCCUGACGAGGUGGACUCAGAGAACCAGGAGGCACGGCAGCAGUACGACAUCAUGCAGUGCUUUACUGUCUCCCAGCCCAAAGCCAUGCAGGACGAGGGAGAUGACCUGCAGACCUGCCUGAUCUGCAUAGCCUGUCGGAUGCCCCGCCCCCAGCAGCUCCCCGCUAUCAGCACUGAGUCCUUCAUCACCAAACAGGAUCCCACAGGGAAAAUCAUCUCCAUAGAGACCAGUGCUCUGCGGGCGACGGGGCGACCAGGCUGGGAGGACCUGGUCAGGAAGUGCAUCUACGCAUUCUUCCAGCCACAGGGGAAAGAUCCCUCCCACGCCAAGAAGCUGCUCCACGAGGUGAUGACCCAUGGCACGGCCAUCAGCCCUCUUUACCAGUUCAACCUGAGCGACGGGACCCCCCUCAGCGCUCAGACCCGCUGCAAGUUCUGCUGCCCCCCCAAAUCCGACGUUCAGCCCUUCAUCAUGGGCAUUCACACUAUUGACAGGGAACACAACACUGCUAGCUCUCAGGAAAACACUAACUCCAGCCUUCUACUGACCCAUGGGAGCCCUGCUCCCUCCCACCCCUCCCGUUCCUCUGCCCUACCCGCGGGCAUCGAGGCCAGCCAAGCCCCAGGCCCUACCUCGAGCCUCCAUCUCAACAACGGAAACAGCUCCGGCACCACCGCCCCCACCACACCCACCAGCCAUUCAGCAGGGUACCUGACGCCCAACCGGUUGUGUCCUCAGCAGGUCAACAGCCCCUCACCCUUGGGCAGUCCCCUCACAGCCAUCCCUACCUCAUUCAUGUCGCCCAGGCCCCCCAGGGGCAGCCCGGGGCUGGGCGGCAGCCCGCGCGUCCCAGGGAACCCCUUCUCCCCUUCCACCCCUGGUCUGCACUCUCCGGCAGGGGCCUUAGGAGGUGGAGGUGGUGGCGGGGGCGGUGGAAUCCUCAGCCGGCACCACUCUGGUGGGGACGGUGGAGCAGGGACCCCCCUGGGUUUCUCUCUGCCCUCCCCUCUACCUCAGAGGAAGGCCAGCACCCCCACCAGCUCCCCAACGCGCCCUCCCCCCGCCAAGCCCCCUGAGGGAAAAGGAGGAGGUGGGGGAGGAGAGUACCUGGGGGGUAACCCCAAACUCAACCAGCUCCUGGACAAUGGCAGAGUGGGGCCGCCUGGGGACCCCAACAACACCGCUCCUAACACCCACCCCAACACACCCACCUCCACCCCUCAGUGCCCGGCCUCCCACAGCACGCUGACGGAGCGCCACAAGAUCCUCCACCGCCUCCUGCAGGACAGCAGCCCAGCCGAGGGCAGCAACGGCAAGGAGUCUGAGAUCAAGAAGGAGCCUCCUGCCAGCCCUGCCACCGCCAACCCCAACGGACCCCCCACCACCCCCCAGGACCACCAGCUGCUGCGCUUCCUCCUGGACACGGAUGAGAAGGACCUGAGAGACCUGCCCCCUCCGGCCGCUCUCAGCCUGCAGACGGUCCGGGUCAAGACUGAGAAGAGGGCCACCGGGGACACUACACCCUGUGCUGCAGCCUGCGCCAGCCCCAAACCCAAACCCAGCCCUGCAGACAGCAGGCCGCCCAGAGACCCGUUCCCCAGUGGACCUGCUGACCUGGACCCUCUCAGCCAGCUGCUGCCCACCCUCAGGGGCCCCGCUGGGGCCAAGCAGGGCAGCGAGGAGAAGGGUGACCCUCAGGCCCUGUCGUCCCAUAGCCACCAGACCCAACCUCAACCUCGGCUCCAGUCACCUCCACAGCCUCGGCUUCAGUCCCCCUCCCAACCUCAACCCCAACUUCAGUCCCCUACUCAGGUCCAGCCUCAGAACCCUCUUCAGUCCCCUCUCCAGUCCCCUACCCAUCUCCAACCCCAGAACCAGCUUCAAUCCCCUACCCUACUCCAGCCCAGCGAGGCCAACGUUCCCAGAGCCAUGAGCGUGAAGAGGGAGCCUCCCGGAACACCAAGCCAAGGGCUCACGGAUGGCUCCUCCAGCCUGCAGAACCAGUCACACUUUGACUUCUGCAGCCCCACCACCCCAAGCCAGGGACAGGGACAAGGGGAGCCCUUCCAGACACCGAAAGACAGCAGCAGCCCCUACACAGAGCCUGGACCCAUGAACUCGUUCAACUCCAACACCGGGUUGUCUAAGAUGGAGACGGACUCUCAGCAGUUCCGGCCCCUGGCCCUGACUGACUCUCUGUCCUUUGAUGGAGGCAUAGGAAACCCCGUGCAAGCCUCUCUGGCCUCCCCUCAGGAGCAGUGUGUCCCGUGCCCACUGGACCAGCUGCUGUGCCCCCCCACCACCCCAGAGGGUCGUAACGAUGAGAAGGCCCUCCUGGACCAGCUGGUGUCCUUCCUGAGUGGGACGGACGAGAGCGAGCUGGCAGAGCUGGACCGAGCUCUGGGCAUCGACAAGCUGGUGCAGGGCGGCUGCUUUGACCCCACCCCUCAACGGUUUCCCUCCCAGCCCCCUGCCGCCACCCCCAUCUCCAUGGAUCCCAAGCUGCCUGGCUACCCCUCUCAGUUCAGCACUGGCUCCCCUGCCCAGUUCCCUCCAGAGAUGGGGCAGGGUAUGGGGGUCUUCGGGGCACCCAGGGGGGCCUUCCCCGGGGGCAUGGGUAGAGCGCCUGGCGUUGCCAACCAGCUCCGACUGCCGCCCAACCAGCUGAGGUUACAGCUGCAACAGAGGCUGCAGGGCCCACAGCAGCUGCAGAACAGGCUGGCUGCCAUGAGCCAGUUCCCAGGGGGAGCUCACGUUGCCAUGGGGAUGCGUCAGGGAGUGCAGCAGCCUCAUAUACCCUCACAGCCUCCUCUAAAUGCCCAGAUGCUGGCCCAGAGGCAGCGGGAGCUCUACAGCUUCCAGCACCGCCAGAGGCAGCUCCUGCAGCAGAAGGUCAUGUUGAUGAGGCAAGGCAUGGGGAACGGGGGGCCUAUUGGGGCCACCAGGGGACAAAAAGGACCGCUGACACAGCAACAACAGUUUAGCUACCCUCCAGGCUACAGCCCAAUGUCAGGAAACCCACCCAGCUCUCCCAGCCUCUUCAAUCCCAUGGGAGGGCCCCUGGACCCCAAGCUGUCGGGCCUGGGCCCCAUGGGCAACCAUUCAGCCAUGAUGAGUGGGAUGCAGGGACAGUUUGGGGGGGUGGUGAACUCGGCGGUCCAGCCUGGGCUCUUCCAGCAGUUUGGAGGACCAGGUAUGGUCCAGCAAGGAGACCCCUCGUUCCCUCUAGAGCUCAGCCCCACCAGCCCCUUGCUGUCCCCUCAGAACUCCACCUCCCAGAGUCCUCUGCUCCAGCAGGCCCAGCCCCCUCCUGGGUACCAGUCACCUGACAUGAAGAAUUGGCAGCAAGCUGGCAUGGGCGGCAGCAGCUUAUUCAGCCAGUCUGGUCAGACGACGCCCCAGGCCUUUGGGCAACAGGGGGUCUACAACAACAUGAGUAUCACCGUGUCAAUGGCAGGAGGCUCAGGGGGUGUGGGCUCACUACCACCCAUGGGACCACCCGUUGGCCUGGGCAACAGUAACCUUGGCAACUCCAUGUGUAACGAUCAGGUACAGCAGGUUCAAGUGUUUGCCGACGUCCAGUGUACGGUGAACCUGGUAGGCAGCGACUCCUACCUAAACCAGCCGGGGUCCAUAGGCCCCCAGAAAGGCCCCCAGGGGCCUCAGAGCAGCCAGUCCCAGCAGAAGAGCCUCCUCCAGCAGCUCCUCACAGAGUGACUCCUCAGCUCAGCUGCCUGCCAGCGGAAAGGUUCUCCAUAGACCACCACAACCUCUUUUCUUUUUCACCUUUGGUUUUAGACAGCUACCUGCUGGACCGGUUAGGAAGGCCCUGGGAGGGAGACUGAGGUCCAGGUUACAGCAUGUCUGUCUACCUGUUUGACAGCCUCAGCCCGAACCGUAAGACCGCAACGAUCGUUCAGCACUCAUUCCUGGUUACCUACUUUCAACUAAAAGUCUGCUUCCUGUUCUGAGAAAGGAAUCAGGUUCCCGUUUUGCCAAGUCGUCGCGGUCGUCAAACGAUGACCUGGUUUCUUAUUGGCCCGUUCCAUCAGGCCGUCGCAGCAGUACGUUUUGGGAGUGCGAGCAGCGUGCAGCUGAGCUCAGCUUUGGGUGGUUAAUCCGUCGUCUCGCCUUUUUGCCUCGCGCGGGGCAGGUGGGGCGAUGUUGUGGGGACAACGUUUUAAGAAUGUUAGGUUUUUAACCUCUGCAAUGGAAAGCUCAGUUUCAGCUGGAUCUGUGACUGACUGGCUCUCUCCACUGCAGUGCCUGAUGGGAGGAAGUUCCCAGCUCUCGUUUUUGUUUUUCUGUUCUCGUCAUCUGCGUCGUCAGGACAACAAGCAUCACGGCCAGGAUGGGAUGGGAGACUGCUCUGCUCUGUUCAGUUGGCAACACUGUCUUUCCUGGGAGGGCAUUUUCAAACUACCUGACUGUCAAACUAACUGUCUGUCCUACACAUUUUUCUCCCCAGCAUCUGUGAAUACGAGCCACAAUGGGUUCUCUUUGGCCUAUCAGUGUUGUUUUUCCAUGUAAAACCUUGCAGCUGGGUAGUAUUGUCCAGCAAAGAUGAGAUGAAUUCACACUAUCUACUUUCCGUUCAAAAGCGUAAUUGAAUUACUCUAAAAAGCAACUGUCAUUUUGAGCUCAAACUAUACAUUGCGAUUCAUUGCAGGUUUUUUCCCCCUUUAAAAAAAAUUGCGGAGUCUAAGAUGUCAGUUAUGUUUUAAGGCGACAUUUGGCAUUAUGAAAAUGUAACACUGCUAAAUGUUGUUGUGGUGGGGAAACUGUCUCUGUAUUCUGUGAUGUGAAAAAAGAAAAUCUUGGUAUAAGAAUUUUUGCGAUUGAUUUAGAAAUGGCUAGCUCUGCUCUUUUGGCAUCCCAUUGAAUGUUUCAAUAUCCUUAAAUUAACCUCAAAACAAACAGGAAUGGAUUAUCAAUAUCACACAAUGACAUGAAUAUGUUGUAGCUAGUAACCGUAGAAUUUCCUCACUAAGAAGUGAUGGAUGUUGAAUGGGGUGUUGUCUUGGAAACACAGCUCUCUCUCUCUCUCUCUCCUCCGACUCUGCCCGUGAUGAUGUCACUCCACUGGCCGCACACUACAGCUCUUUUUGACUGCUCAUGUGACCUACUGUUGCCCAGUCAGACACUGUCUAUCAGCGCUAACCUCUGUUGAUAUUUACUAUACACAUUCAUUCACAUAAAGUCCUGCCAACAAACACAAUGUUUUUAUAGGGGUAAACAAGAACCUAUUAACAAGCAAUAACCAUAAUUGAAGAGACAAAAUAAAUGUUUUGCGACGUUGUAAUGAUAAUGAAAAAUCAAGUCUACUUUGGCUUCUCUGCUCUAUCCCGGGUACCUGUAUUUCUGAUUAACAAGGCUUUCUAAAGGAUAACUGUUAUUAUCCAACUAGAUGUCUCACUGCUGUGUAUAUACAAGGUAUUUCACAAGGUGUGCAACAUUACCCGAGCACAGCUAAUAACCGAGGAGGGUUAGGGAUGAUCAGUUGAAAUAGCAUGCAUGAUCACCAUCCUCCUCCUGAGACCUCAAACUGAACACCAACUCAAACUGUUCUAUGAUGUUCUAGGAUUUGUGAAUCACUUUAUGUACAGUUUCAAUGGCGUCUGUGUGCGUGUGCGUUAUACUGUACCCAAACAGUGGCUCAGGCAUCCUCACCAUACAACUCAAACUCAAAUUCAACCUGGAAAUGGGAUCAUUUCGUGUGAUGUCGAUUACAGUUGACAUGAAAAGCUGGUAACAAUUUCCAAUUUGAAUACUUUUACAGAAAAAAAAACAUUUGUGAAACAAAUAAACCUUGAUUUUACAUACCAAUUGUUCCUGUGUAUUUUAAGACACUUAAAAUGUUGCUUUGCUUUUACCCUAUUGCAUAUAUAAUUAAAUGAGGUUUUUCAGUUUCUUUCUCUUCUGAUAAUGUUACAUUUUUCUUUUGUAUUUGAACGGGCCGUGGGUUAACAGUUCGUAUUUAUCAAGGUUAAAGCCAUUCCUCAGCCACUGUUUGGUUCAUGUAAAUAAACAUACACUUUACAAAACACACGUAAGAAACACAAAUUAAUAACAGAAUGUUUGUGGAAGGAUUUCAUUUGUUUUCAGUAUACGUGUACUAUAUGGGGUACCAGCUAAAGGUUUCACACUCACAGAAGUAUUACAAAGGAUAACGUGUUUUUUUUCUUCAUCUUCUUCACAUUCUCUCCAGCCUUUGCUCCUCGUUGAGGAGCAGGCAUUUCUGUAUGGAUAGUGGUAAUAGAACUGCAUCAAAUGUGGAAGUUAAUCCGAUCUGUUAAUAUCAACUGUUUAGCAUUUGGGAUAUAAUAUGCCAAAUUCAAAGCACCAUUAGACAACGCUCAUUAACAAACAGACAUUAUUUUAAGCAAGACCUGCUCAAUGGCGAAGACAGUCCAUUCAGUACAGGUACAAGGUAAAUAUUUGAACUGGUUCUUCAACAUGUUAACAUGUAUAUAACAGACAAUGUGAAUAUGUAUUUGUUCAGAAUCAACAAAAUGUAGUGCUCCAAGUUUGUGGUAUUAACUACUCGCUUCCAUUUUAUUUUAAAUUGUUUCAUUUUGAUGUAUAUGACUGAGUGUGUGUAUGUAUGUGAUUAAUACUGUAUAUCUGGUGUUUAAGAUGGAAACCGAUUAUGUCCUGAUUUGAUUUCUUCUUCUUUUUAGAUACCUGCAAGUUUUCCUGUGGGUGUUGUUCAGAUUGCUCUUUAUGUGAGAGAAUGGUUUAGCGACUGCUGAAUGUGAUUUUACUGAGAGAGAAGCAGCAUGGAUUGGCUUUUUGUACGGGUUAAUUUAAAAAGGCCAUAUUAUUUAAUUUACCUGUUAUCACAAAGUUUAAACAGAUCUGAGAAAGUGGAACCUUGGAUUCUGAGAAGCAUCGCUUCGGUAGUUAAGUGGGCUUUUGUAGAUUGCCUGAUGUAGUUUUUAGCAUUUUCAGAAGUAAUGACCAAAGCUUCAAGAUGUUUAAUUCAUAUCAUAUGCAAGCCUCAUGCAAUUGGAUGAGACAAAAUGUAGCGUUUGUUAAAUUUUCUAAAAUGAAGUAGUCUCAUACCUAUACGUAGUAGCUCCUCUUUGACCACAUUACUAAUUUGUGGUCGUUUGUGCUUUGCCUGUUUGUCCUUUAUUUCCUUUUCGACACGUUUUGUCCUAAGAUACUGACAAGUGACCUAUCAGCGAUAGUAUUUUUAUGUAACUUGUAUUCUUUGGAAUUUCCCAAAGUAUGAUCAGUUAGAAACUUAUUCUCGCUGUUGCCAUUGACUCCUAGCAAAGAUGUAAAAAGUAUUGUAUGGCCUGACGUGCUGUCAUUGUUUACAGGAAGAGAGAACGUUGCAACAGCUAGCUAUGCACCUUAGCGAAAAGCAUUUAUUUUACACUAAUUUAAGUAUUCAAAGCCACACUAGAAUCUGAAUCAAUUAUUUAAAUCAUGGUAUUUUCAGUCAUUAGUUUCUUGAAGAAAAGGAAAAGAAACAACCUAACUUUUUUUUUUUUUUUUUUACUUAAACUAGUGUUGAUAAUUGUCUGAUCUAUCAACUGAAUCUCAUUAAAAAAUAUUUAGCUGAAUACUUUAUACCAAAUUUGAGGUGCCUCUUGUAUAUAUUUUCUGCAUAGAGGACUGCUCCUCGCUGUUUGAUGAUAAUGUUAAUGAGGAUUUUCUUAUCUUUACCUUUAUAAAACAAGUUUGCUGUAUUUUACAUGACUUUUUUACUAAAUAUCUAAAUAUUCCAGGAAUUUGCAAGAAAUACAAUCUAGUUUUGCACUUUAUAUCAGAAUUAUUAAGAGGAAACAGGCCAUCAUGAAUACUGUUCAAAUCAGAUUACUAUUUCACGAUUAGGAAGAAAAAAAGGAAAUCCCCUGAAUGUAUUAGAAAGUAAAAUAUUGAUUUGACUUUUCUUUAGUAAUCCUAGUCAUUUCUCAGGUUCUUAAAAACAAAGAACUUGGUUGUAUAGCCCAUCAAUAUGAUGACUAAAGAGAAGUGUACUUUCUCUACUACUAAUCUAUGUAGUUUCAGUUCUCUCUGCCACAGAUCCUCAAUCUAAACUAUGCGUAUCUUCUUCAGGUGAUCCACUGCCCCUUCCCUCGGCCAUCAGCUAACUAACUCGCUUACACUCAUACGUCUUGUCUUGCAGCAGCUUCAACUGUUCAAAACAUUCCCCCUCAGCUAUGCUCCCUGCAAUUAUUGUACUCUGCUGUAUAGUGUAGCAUCAGUUCUAUUCUAUAUGUUUCUAGGCUUAGUAUUACCUACCAAGCAGUAACAGCCCUACAUACGUUUACUGCUAUACCUUUUGCAUUUCUUCACCACCUUAUCACAUACUGUCUAAUACAGAAGUAACAUCCUUAGAUAAGAGUACUGCACUCUACCCUACACAGAUAUUACCUCUCAACUGUUAGAUUAUUGGAGCAACUGUUUGCUGAUGAUGUUUGUCAAGUAUUGUAAGUGCUGCCUUAUCGAGACUGAAGUUGGUUGUGGUUGGAGAACUCAAAAGCUUGUAUCUCUCCACUUAUAAGGGCAAUGAUUUCUCAUUGAAACGAGGUUCCACUUUUUCCCCUGUAAAAUUAAUAUAAAUAUAUGUAUAUAUCUAUAUAUCUAUCUAUAUAUCUAUAUAUAUCUAUAUAUAUAUAUAUAUAUAUAUAUAUUUUACACAUUUUGUCCAGUUAUGUUUAUUAUACUUGUAUAAACUUGUUUUUAGAGAGGCAUCGGAGCAGCUGUGUAGGACAAUAUGAAUGAAGUAUCUGGAAGAAUUAUGCAUGUUUUUAUUUCUGUGUCCAGGUGGAAUACCUGGGAUAAAUCCUACCUUUUCUUAGGACAUUGUAGACAAUCAGUCUCAGGCUGGGUCCAGUACCUACAGGGGGUCCCCCCUGUAGGCUGAAAAACAAACAGUUUUUGCAUCUACUGAAAUGUCUUAUUUGUCUGUCUGUUUUUUGGGAGGUAUGUGGCUGCUCAGACUGGGAUUAGUUCAAAGUUUACACACUUCUACACAUACACCUCGUGCGUUCGGUCCCUCUGUUGCUUUUCCAAGGUGAAGAUGCUGACCUUGAAAGGAAAUUAUGCUUUGACUAACAAAUCUAUAACAUCCAUGAAUGUGAGAAUGCAACACAUCGCAAUAAAAGCACCGUGUAAAACA
Messenger RNA from Salmo salar (Atlantic salmon), 10604 nucleotides. RefSeq names its product nuclear receptor coactivator 1 (gene ncoa1). Gene Ontology annotation, molecular function: protein dimerization activity; nuclear receptor binding. Gene Ontology annotation, biological process: cellular response to hormone stimulus; positive regulation of transcription by RNA polymerase II. Lineage: Eukaryota; Metazoa; Chordata; Actinopteri; Salmoniformes; Salmonidae. Gene Ontology annotation, cellular component: nucleus. The record is from RefSeq and is a predicted model, not a curated record.